Molecule: messenger RNA, 966 nt
Organism: Dermatophagoides pteronyssinus (European house dust mite)
Lineage: Eukaryota; Metazoa; Arthropoda; Arachnida; Sarcoptiformes; Pyroglyphidae
Gene: p24-1
Product: transmembrane emp24 domain-containing protein
Source: RefSeq, a predicted model, not a curated record
CCACGUAUCUUUUGUGUUGUCACGGCUUAAUCUGAUUGUCAUAAAGUCAAUAAAAAUAAUUUUUGUUUAUCAUUUUUUUAUUCAAAAAAUAUUGAUUUGGUCAGCAAAUUAAAGAACAAUUUCCUUUAUUCCCUCAAAAAAUGAAGACUCAAUUCGGUCAUGGUACUCAUAUGCUAGUCUGUUGCUGUCAUAUCCUCGUAUUAUCAAUAAUUUGUCGGCUCAGUUUGGCCGUUGAAUUGACAUUCGAACUACCCGAUAAUGCAAAGCAAUGUUUCCACGAAGAUAUUCGUCAAGGAAUAGAGUCUACAGUUGAAUUUCAAGUGGUCACCGGAGGUAAAUACGAUGUUGAUAUGAAAUUAACCGGGCCACGUGGUGAAGUUUUAUACGAAGGCCAUAAAAAACAAUUCGAUACUUUUAAAUGGACACCGGCACAAACUGGAACUUAUACAAUUUGUUUCAGCAAUGAAUUCUCAACAUUCAGUCAUAAAUUGAUUUAUUUUGAUUUUCAAGUUGGUGAAGAAGCACCUUUACCCGGUAUGCAACACGUAUCUGUUAUGACAAGAAUUGAACAAUCAGCUGCAAAUAUUCAUGAAAAUCUCAACACCAUUAUGGAUCACCAGAAACAUUACAGGCUUAAUGAGGCUAAAGGUCGUAAACGUGCCGAAGAAUUAAAUACUCGAGUGAUGACUUGGUCGUUGUUUGAAACAUGUGUCGUACUUAUCAUCGGUGUUGGACAAGUGAUGAUUUUGAAGAAUUUUUUCACCGAACGACGCUCAGCGAUAGCCGCAACAUAAUCCGUUCAAUAUAUCACAAUUAUUGCCUGAAUAGUUUUUUUUAUACAUGCAAAAUUUAAUAUUAAUCAUAUCUUCAUACAUUUAUUGUAAUUGUAAAUACAAUAUUUUUUUUUAAACACCUGAACAUAUAUACAAUGGAUUAAUAUAUUAUAUAAACAAAUUUUAAUCGAUA